ACAAAAAACAAAAAACCCCGCAGCUUCGGAGGUUUUCUGUUACAGCCCAUCUGCUGUUUCUUGUUUAACCUUCGCUGUAAUUUAGAAAAAUGUAACUGGAAGCAGAGUCAGUUGCGCGUUCUGGAGGCCUGUGUGGAGCAGCAGCCGGUCAGAAAAAACGGUGUUACUGUUUUUAUGCACGCUUCUUUCCUGUGAAUGUGGCAGCUAAGCUAGCUCUCUGAGGCUGGCUCGUCAGCGUUUGAGCUGAGACAAUCAGCCGGUGUUUACCGUCCACAUUAAAACCUCACACGUCUCCCUCUCAGCCUUCUCCUGCCAUAAUCAGCAGAAAUGGGAAUUCUGGGCAGCAGGUUUCAGCCGCCCUCUCAGGGACCAGAGGAGGCUGCAGAGGGCACAAGUGCCAGCCGCAAACAUAGCUGUGAGUGUAAGAAGAGGAAACGAAAUGCCCAGUGUGACUGCGACAGUGAACAGGAGGACGACGAUGCCAUACUCGACACUCCUCGCAGGAAGAAAUUAAAAAGCACAUCCAAAUACAUUUAUCAGACCUUGUUUCUGAAUGGGGAAAACAGUGACAUUCGUAUCUGUGCUCUGGGACAGGAGUGGAACCUCCACAAAGUGUACCUGUGUCAGUCAGGGUAUUUCUCCAGUAUGUUCAGUGGCUCCUGGAAGGAGUCCAACAUGAUGGAAAUCAAUCUGGAGAUCCCUGAUCAGAACAUUGAUACUGAAGCUCUGCAAGUCGUGUUUGGAUCGCUGUACCGUGACGACGUUCUGAUCAAACCCAGCAGAGUCGUCAGUAUUCUUGCUGCUGCUUGUAUGCUGCAGCUGGAUGGUUUGAUCCAGCAGUGUGGUGAAACCAUGAAGGAAAACAUCAGCGCAAAGACUGUGUGUGGCUACUAUGCUUGUGCUAGCAUCUACGGCCUAGAUUCAGUCAUGAAAAAGUGUCUCGAGUGGCUUCUAAACAACCUGAUGACCCACCAAAAUGUCGACCUGAUGAAAGAACUCGGGGUGGAGGUGAUGGAGCAACUCAUCCAGUCCUCAGACCUGUUUGUCAUGCAAGUGGAGAUGGAUGUUUACACUGCUCUGAAAAAGUGGAUGUUUCUGCAGCUCAAUCCGUUGUGGGACGGUCCAAUCAAGCAGCUUCUGGCUGACGCUGAUGCCUGGCUUUGCAAACGCAGGACAGAUCUGUGUGAGAAGGAGCCCUUCUUGAACACAGAUGAAGGGGUGCCUUUUCGGUCAGUGUUCAAGUUUGUGCGUCUCCAGUAUAUCAUCAACGACCUCGCAUCUGCACGCAUCCUGGAGAGGGACAACAUUUUGCCUCCUGAGUGGCUAACAUGUGUGUAUAAAAACCAGUGGUUCGCCAUGCUGCGGACAGAAUUUGAGAAUGAUAACGGUCCUCAGGAACCCAACAAAGAGGAGUUUGAGCUGAGCAGCAUGAGGUGUGGCAGGAAGCUGAUUAAAGAUGGAGAUUACUGCUGGAGGUGGACGGGCUUUAACUUUGGUUUCGACCUGCUGGUGACCUACACAAACCGCUUCAUCGUCUUCAAGAGGAAUACUCUGAGUCAGCCAUGCGGGGGCGCGGUCAGUCUACAACUUCGGAGACAUUUGGCAUACAGGUUACGUCUUGCCUCCUUUGACAACCGUGGAAAGCUGGUCUGCAGUCGCUCAACCGGUUACCAGCUGCUCACUCUCGAGAAAGACCAGGAGUAUGUGGUGAUGAACCUGGACAGCAGGCUGUUAUCAUUCCCCCUCUAUGUGUGCUGCAACUUCCUCUAUACAUCGCCUCCAUCAGACCACCGUCCAGACUCCUCAGAACAAGAAAGUUCUGCUCGCAGUUUGUCUUGAUGCUCGUUCAUCAGCCAUUAGCUGCUGCCAUUCCUGUGGUACUGCAGAGACACUUGACACAAACUUCAAUGUACAAUCCACGGCCUCAUUUAAUGCCAUUUUGACACUGGACAUGCAUGCUCUCUAGCUCAGUGAGGUGUUUUGGAGAAAAAUGUUUUGUAUCUAUGUCUACCUGGGGUUUACAGUAUAAUGAAGACCUAUAAGAGUGGUCAAGAGGGAUUGGACCACCUUUUGCUCUCAGAGAAACUUCUCUCCACCUUGUACCUCUGCUGUGAACUGUCUGCACUGGGAUGCUGGACCAUUCUUAACGAUGGAAAACCUCCAGGUUUUUGGAGAAGCUUAAAGUCUGCUCGACUCAUCGCUUAUAGACUUUAAUUUUAAGAUGUGGUCAUUAAGCAGACUUUUAGGGUUUGAAUUUACACUUUGUUUUUCACUGUGUACAGGGCAUUGUCAUCUGGGAACAUGGAAACAUGAACAAACACAGUGAAACUGAAUCGUUCCAUCACAUUUCAGAGCCGUCAUCUGACCAUUUCCUAAAAGGGUUUUAGAUAGAAAAAUUGUGCAUUAAUUAAUGAUAAAAGUAAACUCAUCGUUGCAUUGCUGCUGCAUAAGAAGUCACACAGCUUUUUAGCGAAAUGUACGGCUGCUGGUAACAGCAGACAGACAAAAUAUGAAAUGACAAAUGCAGUAAAAAAAAGGCAGGAUUUUAUUACUGUGUAGCUUUCAUAGGUCCCUCUGAGUUGGCCAUGUGCACCAGCAUCAAGAGUUUAAAAAGUCAGACUUAACCCAGUAAUCCUCCCUCGUUAAACCUGAGGUUGCAGUAAUAUUUAUUCGUUGGCCGCAUUUUCUAUUAUUACACCAGCUUUCUGAUGUUCACAACACAAUCUUUUUUCAGAUUCGCAAAAACAACUGAUAGAUUCUGCAGUAUUUACCUGUUUAAUGAUAUUGAGUCAGUGACCUGCUCUUUUAUAGUGCAGCUGCUUCCUGUUUUGCACUCUAGAAUCAAUACAUUAAGAACCGUUUAAGUUGUGUUUUUGAAUACUUACAUUAAUUUGGGCAAUAUUUGUUUAGUGGUUUUCUAAAUCUGUUACAUGGUUUUGAUAUCUAAUAGGGGUGAGCAUUAACAGUGAUUUUAUUUGGCCAUUAUUUAUUUUUUUUAACUUCAUUUUUAUUUGUGUGAAUGUACUUUUGCAAACAAAUUCUCCACUGCCAAUAAAUCUGCCCUCUAACAUGGGCUGUGGUGCUAUCACACAAUCGCUGCAUCCAGUGAAAAUCUUUAUUGCAGCUGCAAGGUUAUGUUAACAUGUCAGUAUCAACUGUAGUUAUCACAUUGGUGUGGCUAAUUCUAAAUAUUCAAUAAUUUGUUUCAUUUAUCAUGUGGUCACUAGCAUUCUUGUAUAUCCUCUGCACCCCUCUUUAGUCAGAAGGUUCAAAGAUCAGUGUGCUGGUGGCAUCUUUUGUUUUACUUGGCUCCUCUCCAGAGUCUGAUCUCUGCAGUAAUAAAUGAAUUUGUCUUAGAAGUCUACAGGCUGAAAACAGCCCGGGUCACCAAAGAGAUUCUUAUCUAAUCAAGAGUUCUGUAUUACCGCUUUACUGCUAGCUAAUCUAGAGCUGAACCCAAUCACUGCAAUGGGGAAAACAGUGAAAUCUGCAGAGGCAGCCAACGUAAGGAGAAAUUACCGCCCAACUUCUGCUACAUUAUAGUUGGUUCUCAGCCCUGUAAGAAAUAUGGGCUGGUUCCCAUAAGACACCGAAGCGCCGCACCAACAGUGGAACCAGCACCACAUCACUGGCGUUAAAAAAAAAAAAAAAGUGUAAAGAACACUUGUUUCACAGCUGUACAUUUUAUAGGAUGUAAAGGACCAAAAGUAAGUUGUGAUGUCAGCAGGCACACUCAUCGUCUACCUGCUGACUUCUUGGCUUUAACUCUGUUUAUUUUGUCAUUUCUACAAACACGAGUUCACGUCCGUGUUUUCCAGCUAGGCUGCAUAAUUCAACCUGUGCAAUUAAAAAGCUUUUCUAAGUAAGCAGAUUUCAAACUGUAACAUUAGUUGUGUGGCUUACAUCAGGUCUGCAGUGUGUUCAUUGCUCCUUUUAUAUCAUUUACUCAGGCUGAAGACCUGACAGUGUUGCCUUUGUACCACUAUGUGUAUAUAAUAGAAUAUACCCCACUGCUGUCAUUAAAAUACA
Molecule: messenger RNA, 4029 nt
Organism: Archocentrus centrarchus (flier cichlid)
Lineage: Eukaryota; Metazoa; Chordata; Actinopteri; Cichliformes; Cichlidae
Gene: gmcl1
Product: germ cell-less, spermatogenesis associated
Exons: 15
Coding region: 328-1839 (503 amino acids)
Biological process (GO): germ cell development
Molecular function (GO): protein binding
Source: RefSeq, a predicted model, not a curated record